AGGGUAUUGCGAGUUUUAGGGAACCUCGGGCACUACUAGUUCUCAACGGUUGCACUGUAUUCCUCUAAAUGGGGCUGCCACUGUGUUAAGAAUAUACGUUGUGUGCCAGUGUCGCCUGCCUUUGAGAGUCUGCCACUCAAGGGAAUCCUCCUUCGGCUCUACCGAGGAGACACAUUUUGCUACAUUUUGCUCAGGAAUCGCCUGCACACCAGAACACGUUAUUAUGACUCUGUGAGAGCAAAUUGUACUCGACGAAUAGCAGUGACGAAAAGAUGACGCCGUCCUUCCGCGUGGGGCCAUGAGACAAUGGAAGACGUGCUUCGAGUUUCGUGCCGCGGUUGUUUGAGCUGCGUGAGCCACACUCGCCUUGGAGGAGGAUCCCGUCGUCAUGGAAACGUGCGUGCUCAUACCACCGGAGUUCAGCCUGGUGCUGAGCACUACGGAGGACUCUUCGAAGCUGGACAGCGACGAGGACGAGGCCACGUCCAAGACUCACCCGUACGACAUGAAAGUGCGACUGUGGGCCAACCAGGCCAUUCCCGUCGGCAAGAUAUUCUCUCCCGCCGAAGGUUCGGUGCGCCUCGAUCGACUGGAAGUGUACAGCCUUUUGGAUGACAAUGACGUUCGCCACUCGCUGGGCUGCUACGACGAGAUCCGCGAGGUGGAGGAACGCCAGGUGCGCCACUGCAACUGGGUGCGCUUCGUGCGGAUCGCCAAGCGGUUUCGUCCUCGCGUCAACCUGGUGGCCAGUCGCACUUCGCCGCAGCAGAGGCAGGCGCCCGUGCUGUACCGCGUGCUGAGGCCCGUGCAGCCGAACACCGAACUGGUGGCCUUCUUCAACGACUCUGCCGAAGAGGUGCACCACAUCAUCACCACCUCGACGCCCAAGGCGGCCGUAGGACUGGAGCGCCGCCUGUUCCAGAGGACUCUGCAAGACUUCCCGCUGGACCUGUCUCAGAACCUGCUGUCGCCGUCAACGUCGACUUCGGCGUCAUCAGCGUCUUCGAGCUCGUGUCGCGCGUCGUCGUCGACGUCGUCGUCGUCUUCAGGCAUUCUCCGGACGCCGGCCUCCAUAUCGUGCACGUCCACCUGUUCCUCUUCGUCACCGUCCACGUCGGAGGCCAACAACGAGAACAUUCAGCCCAACCAGGCGAGGAAAAGCAAGGAGAAGAAAAGGCGGCAGAAGUGCAUGCUCAGCUGCGAGUUCUGCACGAAGACCUUCGACCGGCCGUCCCUGCUGAGGCGACACAUGCGGACGCACACGGGCGAGAAGCCUCACGCGUGCGACGUGUGCGGCAAGGCGUUCAGCACCUCCAGCUCCCUGAACACGCACCGUCGCAUCCACUCGGGGGAGAAGCCGCACCAGUGUCCUGUGUGCGGAAAGCGGUUCACGGCAUCCUCCAACCUCUACUACCACCGCAUGACGCACUCUAAGGCGAGCCCUCCUUACAUUACGUCACAGUUUCUUUGUGAGAAGCCUCACAAGUGUCCCGUGUGUGCCAAGUCGUUCCCGACGCCAGGUGACCUGAAGACGCAUGCGUACGUGCACAGCGGGUCGUGGCCCUUCCGCUGCCACCUCUGUGACCGCGGGUUCAGCAAGCACACAAACCUCAGGAAUCACCUGUUCCUGCACACCGGAGAUCGGCCGCACACCUGCGACGUCUGCCACAAGACAUUUGCCCUGGCCUGCAACCUGCGUGCGCACAUGAAGACGCAUCAAGAAGGUUGUCCCCACGUGCAGUGUCAGCGGUGCCGGGCCGAGUUCCCGGUAUCCAGCCGCCUGGUGGUCAACGGUCUGUGCCAGCAGUGCACGCACCAGCCGACGCUGCUGCCGCCGCCGCUGACCGUGGCACAUCAGCAGGACUUCUCCAUCCGAAGGCUCGUCAGCCCCUAG
Messenger RNA from Rhipicephalus sanguineus (brown dog tick), 1894 nucleotides. Its product is annotated as zinc finger protein 225-like. Gene Ontology annotation, cellular component: nucleus. NCBI's taxonomy places the organism in Eukaryota, Metazoa, Arthropoda, Arachnida, Ixodida, Ixodidae. The record is from RefSeq and is a predicted model, not a curated record.